Molecule: messenger RNA, 2271 nt
Organism: Argentina anserina (silverweed cinquefoil)
Lineage: Eukaryota; Viridiplantae; Streptophyta; Magnoliopsida; Rosales; Rosaceae
Product: pentatricopeptide repeat-containing protein At2g46050, mitochondrial
Biological process (GO): RNA modification
Cellular component (GO): intracellular membrane-bounded organelle
Molecular function (GO): protein binding; RNA binding
Source: RefSeq, a predicted model, not a curated record
UUUACUCCAAGCACUUAUGACCGUUUCCAAUGGCUCACGCGGCUUAUUCCUUCUGCUCCAGAGCUCUCAAACUCUCGGUCAAACUGGGCUUCUUUCGCUCGGGAAAGCACCUACACGGGCAUGUCGUAAAGAUGGGUUUGUAUAACGUACAGUCGUUACAAAUCCAAAUUCUCAAUUUAUGCGUCAAGAGCAAGGACUUUAAUCAUGCACAGAAGCUGUUUGCUGAUAUGCACGUGAGAAAUGUGGUGGCUUGGAAUGUGUUGAUUACUGGGUUUGUCAACUGUAGCAGUAUCCAUGAGUCGAGUUUGUAUCUGGGUUUUUGUUAUUUUCGGAGAAUGUUGCUGGAUGGAGCUGGUCCGGAUGAGAUAACGUUGAAUGGUUUGUUCCGUGGCUGCGUAGAGUCGAAGGAUGCAGAGAUUGGUAGACAGUUGCAUUGUUUUGUGGUGAAGUUGGGAUUUGGUUCGAGUUGCUUUGUGGGUAGUGGAGUUGUUGGUUUGUAUGCCAAGUUUGGUUUAGUUGAAGAUGCAAGGUGUGCUUUUGAUUCUGUGUUGGACAAGGAUCAGGUUUUGUGGAAUGUGACGGUGAAUUCCUAUGCUUCGAAUUCGUUGGAAGAAGGGGCAUUUGGGGUCUUCAAUAUGAUGAGGUUGGAAGGUGUAGAUGGGGAUGAGUUUACAUUUAGCAGUUUACUCAAUGCAUGUAGUACUUGGGGGUCUUGUAAAUCAGGAGAGCAGAUUCAUGGUAUUGUCAUUAGACGGUCGUUUAAUUUUGAUGUUCAGGUUUCCAGCGCACUUGUUGACAUGUAUGCAAAGAAUGGUAACAUAGGUGAUGCUCGGAAGGCUUUUGAUGCAAUGUCCAUCAAGAGUGUCGUGUCUUGGAACACUAUAAUUGUGGGAUAUGGACAGUGUGGAAAAGGGAUUGAAGCUAUAAAACUUAUGAGGGAAAUGUUUCGAGAACAUUUUUUCCCUGAUGAUUUUACUCUGGCAAGCAUUGUUAGCUCAUGUGGCAAUGUACCAUCUGUUGAUGAACUUCUGCAAGUUCAUGCUUACACGGUUAAAUUGGGGUUUCAUUCAUUUUCAUCAAUUGCUAAUGCUCUUAUAAAUUCGUACUCCAAAUGCGGUCGUAUAGCUUCUGCAUCUAAAUGUUUCAACACUAUUACUGAGCCUGAUCUAGUUACAUGGACUUCAGUUAUAUGUGCUUAUGCAUUCCAUGGUCUUGCCAAAGAAGCUACUCAGAUUUUUGACAGAAUGUUAACUUCUGGCAUAAGACCCGAUGGAAUUGCCUUUCUUGGGGUUCUUUCUGCAUGUAGUCAUGGAGGGUUAGUAAAGAAAGGCCUUCAUUACUUUAAAUUAAUGGCUGAUGACUACCAAGUUUUUCCAGAUUCUGAGCAUUAUACCUGUCUCAUUGACCUUCUUGGGCGAGCUGGUCUUUUGGAUGAGGCUUUUGUUGUUUUUACCUCGAUGCCAAUCAAAGCUGAUACAAGUACAUUCGGAGCAUUUAUAGGGGCGUGUAAAGCCAACGGAAAUGUAGAAUUAGCAAAAUGGCCUGCACAAAAGCUUUCUACCUUAGAACCAAACAAACCUGUGAAUUAUUGUCUCAUGUCUAACAUCUAUUCUACUGAAGGUCAUUGGGCUGAUGCUGCAAGGGUACGCAAAAAAAUGAGGUACAGUUGUGAUCAGAAAGUUCCAGGAUGUAGCUGGCUGGAGGUUGGCGGUGACAUUCAUACGUUUGUAGGUGAUGAGUUCCACCCACAGGCAUUGCAGGUGUGUGGUAUAUAUGCUAGGGAUGUUGCUCAGUGUGAUAAGGGAUAAGAACUUUAAACCGGAUCACUGUUCAAGUUAGCUAGAUAAAAAUCUGAUGAAUCCGCUUGAGGGAGUUGAGGCGUGCCCGAUUGAUUCGGAGCUCUGCUUUGUAAAUGAGCACUCUAAUUUAUCGGUGAUUCCCUUGUGAGAUAUAUUUUCAAGAUCCUGAGUAUGAGGCCAAUACGAAAAAUGAAGUUCCGGCAACUCCAGCCUAUUCCAUUGCCAAACAUGUAAAUCUAAUGAGAGGCUGAUGGUAACUAUUAUCACCAAGCUAAUCACUCAUCAUUUUAUGAACUGUCUUUCUCACGAAAGAGAUGUUAGAUUGAGAAUUUGGAAGGGUUCCUUCAAUUUCUGGCAAUAUCCAACCAACUGCAGAAUCCUGUCAACUUCCAGAGCCACUUGUAGUUUACAAUCACUGAUUAGUAUUCUGACAAAUUCCUCUCUAAGAUAUAGUUGAUUAACUUGUAAUCAA